Messenger RNA from Nerophis lumbriciformis (worm pipefish), 534 nucleotides. The record is from RefSeq and is a predicted model, not a curated record. Lineage: Eukaryota; Metazoa; Chordata; Actinopteri; Syngnathiformes; Syngnathidae.
AUGAUUCGAUUAUUAGAAACAAUUUUUUUUUUCUAUUUCAUAUCACACAUUCCUAUUACGUUAUUCAUCGACUUGCAACCUAUUCUACCAGCACAGCUGUAUCCCCAAACUCUAAAAGACCUACUCAAGUGGUAUGCAAAUGAGUUUAAAGACCCACUGCUGCUGCACCCUCCGGAGUGGUUCAAGUCUUUCAUCGUUUGUGAGGGUUUGCUGCAAAUGCCGUUCUUCCCGAUUGCAGCAUAUGCUUUCCUCAAAGGGGGCUGUCACUGGAUAAGGACUCCAUCCAUCAUUUAUUCUACGCAUGUUGCCACCACGUUGAUCCCAAUUCUUUCUCACAUCUUCUUCCACAACUACACUACUGAAAGCUCCGGAGGACCAGUGACACAGCAGGAACGUUGGACGCUUGCAUUCAUUUAUGCUCCGUACUUGUUUGUCCCUGUCAUGCUACUUUUCACCAUGCUGCUGUCAACCACAUACAACCCCCCCAGCAAUAUGCAAAAUAUACCGUCUAACAAAAUUAAGAAGAAAAAAUAG